Messenger RNA from Cylicostephanus goldi, 381 nucleotides. NCBI's taxonomy places the organism in Eukaryota, Metazoa, Nematoda, Chromadorea, Rhabditida, Strongylidae. The record is from the annotation of a GenBank genome assembly.
AUGGUAUUAGGAGCUUUCCCCAAAUUUGCUAGAUUUCCAGAAAACGCUACCUCAAACCUUAAACGUUACAUAAAAAGUGCGGUGACAGCUGCUAUUAGAGAGGAAGCUAGAAACGCUGGAAUUGAACAGCUCGUGUCAGAUAUCGCAAGCCAGAUUACCCCCACUGUGUACUACUUUCCGCUAAACUGCUCGAUUGCAAUAACUGCCACACAAACUACUGUAACUCCUAAACCUGGACAAGGUCCUCUCACUUGCAUAGUGGAAGACGACAUAAUCACUGAGAUACAGUACCCUGAAGCGACACCAGUGCCGCUUGAAAUCCCGGAAGCACAUCAACAGUUUAUUGUCAGUCUGGCUGUGAGUUGCCUGUUUGAAUGUUAG